Messenger RNA from Pollicipes pollicipes, 899 nucleotides. Its product is annotated as protein lozenge. Gene Ontology annotation, cellular component: nucleus. Gene Ontology annotation, biological process: regulation of DNA-templated transcription. Gene Ontology annotation, molecular function: ATP binding; DNA-binding transcription factor activity, RNA polymerase II-specific; RNA polymerase II cis-regulatory region sequence-specific DNA binding. NCBI's taxonomy places the organism in Eukaryota, Metazoa, Arthropoda, Thecostraca, Pollicipedomorpha, Pollicipedidae. The record is from RefSeq and is a predicted model, not a curated record. Bases 60 to 899 code for a protein of 279 amino acids. The transcript is spliced from 4 exons.
CCGCCGCGCGCGCCAUCCGCCGUGAGGUGGCCGGCCGUGCGGCCGCCGCGUGGACCCCGAUGCAUCUGCCGCAAGAGCUGCGACACGUCGGCUACCAGGAGCGCUACCGGGAGCCGGCCAUGAACGGCGCGCCCGAGAUGUACCUGACGGAGCGCACCUACAACCAGGUGGCCACCGAGCACGGCCACGAGCUGGUGCGCACCGGCUCGCCGUGCUUCGUCUGCACGUGCUUGCCCUCCCACUGGCGCUCCAACAAGACGCUACCUGUGGCCUUCAAGGUGAUCGCGCUGGGCGAGGUGGCCGACGGCACGGCCGUCACCCUGCGCGUCGGCAACGACGAGAACCCAUCCGGCGAGCUGCGCAACAACAUGGCCUUCAUCAAGAACCAGGUGGCCAAGUUCAACGAUCUCCGCUUCGUCGGGCGCAGCGGUAGAGGGAAGAGCUUCAACCUUACGAUACAAAUAUCGACAUCGCCGCCGCAGAUAAUGACCUACAACAAGUGCAUGAAGGUGACGGUCGACGGACCGCGCGAGCCACGGAGUAAGACACGGCAGCACCAGUACCGCGCAUAUGGCCUGGGCCAGCGACCGUUCCUCGACACCCGCUUCUCGGACCACCUCCGCGACCUGGAGCACUACCGGCGCAAGUCGGACGGCCUGCCCUUCAAGGUGCACGGGGCGCCCGUCUCCACGCCAGGUCAGCCAUGCGACAGACAGCUGUCGGCUGUUGAACAGCGCACCAAACCUCGCGCCCGACAGCUAGCGUCAGCCGAUCGCGACCGGCGCGCGCUCGGCGGCGGGCCGCCCGGGCGCUGGUCGCGCGAGGCGGCUGGACCUGCCCGCACUGGUGGCGCCUGCACGCUGCACGCAGGUGACCACGUGCGCCCGCGUGCCGUGUGA